AGUCAGCCACCAGCGCUCAAACAGUCAACAACAAGAAGCUUCCGAACCUUUCACGCUUGGAUCUACCAGUGCCUCCUAGUGCCCACCAGUGCCCCUGUGUCGGACAGCAGCAGCAGCAGCAGCAGCAGCAUCACCAAAGGCCAGACAGCAUGGCGUGUGCCCUACGGACAGUAAUAGCCUGCGGGAUUGUUCUGGCAGUUAUUGAUAUUCUGCACGGGUUGACAACGCUGGGCUUCUACGGCUACAGGUUCUUCUCCUACUUCUUCUUCCUUUGCUCUCAGAGUACAACGAUACAGAAGUGCUACGAUGAGAAAUACUUCUACGAGCAAUUGUUUGAGUGGAGGACUUACUACGGCUUCGGGGAGGCCACUGUCACUCUCCUGUUUUCCAUCAUAUACAUCAUUGCCCUCGUAAAGCAUCUGUCCUGCCUGUCCUGGAUGUGGAUCUUCAAGGCCGUCACCGUAAUGGGAGUGAACGUGUACUACAUCAGCAAGUGGAUGGUGCGCAUGGACACCCUUCAUCUCCCCAAGGAGAACGAGGAUUUCUUGAAGCUCUUCCUGUGGGUGAACAUUGGCCUCACCAUAGGGCAGCUCGCCAUCACCCUCGCCUUCUGCGUCAUCACCACCGUCUUCUGCUACGUGGUGGCUCGUAAGCGCAGGGAGAGACGCCGUAGCCUCCGCAACCUCCACCCACGCAGCCCCAGGUUCAGGAAUGGCAACCCCACUGCCCCGCCCCUGGACAGUUACGAUGACAGCACCUCCUACUUGAACCAGGCCCUCGCUGACAGCACCAACAAGCUCCCCCUGCAGACGUCCUCUACGAGUAUUGAUAAGUCCGAGACACUCAAACACCAACCCACUGAAGUUUAAGGAGACACUCUUAGAUGUUUUAAUUUAUCAUUCAAAUAAUCUUUUUUUUUUUUCUUGUGGGGGAUUAUAUUUGUUCUGUCCCCCUCUUUUGAUGGUUUGUGCUAAGGGAAUGUCUGUUUAGUAUGAGAAGAGGAGUUUUUUUUUUUUUUUUUAUCAUUCAUACUGUCUAUUUUUUUUGUUUCUCUGUCUCCUCUUCUGAUGGCUAAUGAGAUGUUGUUGUCUAUCACGCGACAAGGAGUUUGCUAAAUUAGUUAAUCUAUGCCAUAUGUUUCUCUCUUCUCUUUUUUUUUUUCUGUGUAUUUUAUUUUAUUUUAUUUUAUUUUUCUUACGUGAGAAGAAUGAAGGGGAGAAAGACGAGUGACCGCUUCAGUGCCACUACCAAAGAUAGAAGUGAAAGUGUAUAGUGACAGGCACUCACCAGAACCCUUCAUUCACUCACCGACUCAUAAACAUCACAUUCUUCCUCGUCUUCUCUUUUCCACUCGUGUAAAAGAAGAAAAACUCUCAAGAAGGCUUUAUUCAUUCACUCAUUCAUUCACUCAUUUAUACAUCCACCCACCCAUUCAUUCAUUCAUUCAUAUACACCGCAUUUCCUUUUUCCUUUUUCUCCUCUCUACACAUGUGAAAGAAGAGGAGAUCACAGCAACUCACAGCAUCUACACACAUUAGUUUUCUUCCUCCUCAUCCUUCCUUUACUGUCUUCAUACAAGUUCCCUCUCACACAGUAACCUUCAAUCAGGACACAAAGCCUUCUAAAUAAACAGGCCCAAGUCUUCCUCUGUUUUAGGGUUUGCUGUAGCCAUCAACUGCCCAUGUGACUAGUUUUAAUUUGUGUGUCUCUGUUUACUCCCCACGCCUCCCUCGCUCUCAGGUAUGGAAGGCAAGGGACGGCGUGGCUGGAAGGUUGUACUAGUGUCACCUCCUACUUUCUAGCUCUCGGGAGUGACAAAGAGAUGUUUUAGUUUAGCGGGUGAUACUUUACGAACCCCAUUUUCAAACGAUCUUGAAGAGUCUCUAGUGGAAGCUAUUGGUGUCUUCAAGAGGAUGUUCAUGGUAGUUUAAAAAUAUUCUGCUAUUCUUGAAAAAAAAAAAUGACUCUGAAAAUUCAAGUAAUGAUCUCCGUGUCCUUAGAAAACAGUAGUAAUGAGAGGCUGAAAUGUUUAAAAAUACGAGUCUUCUCAUCAUGUGUUCUUGUGUUGCGCUCUCAGUGUUGCGGGGAGAGUCAGUCAGCUGGUGGUCUGAGUUUUAAAAAUUUUACCUCCGCUAGUGUUUGUUUUGCUGGCAACGCGGAAAAAGGGAGGAAAAUGCAGAGGUAAAUAAUUAAUAGCUGGCUUGCCAUUCGUCACGUGACUGGCGCUCUCUCCCAGUCACUCGUCCCUGUCUCGGCAAAACUUAGUAGGUCAGUAGCGCCGUGAUUUCGCUGCCGGUGGGUUCUUACGUGUGUGGCAUUGAAGGUAACAAGGAAAAUUGCAUGCAAGGUUCGGUCAGUUAUCUCAAAUUCUUCAAGAUCAACACCGUACUUAACACACACACACACACACACACACACACACACACACACACACACACACUAACCUAUCAGAAUCGACAUCCCUCUUAGCUUCUUUCAAAAUUCUACCAUGAACUAAGGCAGUGUUGUAUAGGAUGUAUUGUUAAGUACAAGCCCGGCAGGUGAGUGGCUGCCCCGAGGCCCUCACCUGCCCGUCCCUUACCUGAUUCACUAAAGGUUAACCAAAGCUCGGAGGAUUACAGGAUUUUGUAUCGUUUUCUUAUGAAAGACGAGACGCAUUAAAUAUGUAUAUAUAUUUUUAUAAGUAUAGGAAAAGGAAAAAAUACAAAGGAUACAUAAAAAGUGUUUAGCAGAGAGAGAGAGAGAGAGAGAGAGAGAGAGAGAGAGAGAGAGAGAGAGAGAGAGGCCAGUAGUGUACAAGACUAAACAUUUGGUGAAUUUAUGCUAACAAAUUAAGUUCUUUCUCUCUCUUUCACCAACUGUGCCUACUUGAAUUCAAGGAAACCUAACCAAACCUAACCUAAGCUAACCACAAAGACAAACACCACUCACUCAUCUCUGCUGUAACAAAACACACGUAACUUAUAAUGGCGAGGUGUGGAGGAGAAGAGAAGUGAAGUAUCUUUCCCUUGUGAGAAUGCUCGGUGCUAAGAGAUGGCGCGCCCUUAACUGUAUAUACCAUUGCUCACUCACCUAUGUACAGUCUCCCCUCUGUAAUUUUAAUAACAGAAAACGAGGUGACCUUCUCUCUUCCCUGGGGGCACUACGCUAACUUGUACGUAUGCAUGUGUAUGUAAGUGUGUGUGUUUAUAUUAAUUUAUAAUGUCUUUUUAUAUACGAGUACCAUUAUGUGUGUCUUGAAAUAUACUGAGUCUCGUAAGAGUUUAUACAAAUCUAAUGUGAUGUAAUAAAAAAUGAUUAAAUAAUA
Scylla paramamosain (green mud crab) is the source of this 3307-nucleotide messenger RNA. RefSeq lists its product as uncharacterized. The coding region runs from base 150 to 869 and encodes 239 amino acids. The record is from RefSeq and is a predicted model, not a curated record. The transcript is spliced from 7 exons. Lineage: Eukaryota; Metazoa; Arthropoda; Malacostraca; Decapoda; Portunidae.